Messenger RNA from Anolis carolinensis (green anole), 2427 nucleotides. RefSeq lists its product as uncharacterized. The transcript has 2 exons. The record is from RefSeq and is a predicted model, not a curated record. Gene Ontology annotation, molecular function: nucleic acid binding; zinc ion binding. Lineage: Eukaryota; Metazoa; Chordata; Lepidosauria; Squamata; Anolidae. Bases 441 to 2141 code for a protein of 566 amino acids.
UAAUUUACACUAUCAAGACUUGCUGUCAUGGAACCCAGUUACAGGGCUUUGGUAAUUCAGCCCUGUAACUGGGAGUCAUAACAUAAACAAUCCCAGGAGCACCUGGCAGAAGAAGAUAGAAUAUGCCUGGGAACUUGGGGCCGAAAGUAUAAACAAUUAUAAUUGGUCUAGUGUGUGAAAAUGGUAGUAAUGUGAUAUUGGGGGUGGGACUUGAUGAUGAUAUUUACGUGUGGUGUUACGUAGCAUCAAAAGUUAUAAAAAUAGUUGUAUGUAAACAUUGGGUCAUUCCUGACUUUUCCAAAGUCAUGUGUUCUUCAAUAAAGAUUGGAUUUGAGAGCAGCCAUCUCUGAUCUGCGUUCAGACUGAUCCUUUGAAGUGAGCAGGACAAUUAAGUCAGGAAUCCAGUUCUCACCCUCCUGCAAAUUUGCAGUGAAGUGAUAAUGAGCAGGGAAGGAGAUCAAAGCCAUGACGGAGCAAAGGGGCCUCCGCUGGGAGCUCUGCCGUUGGCAGAAGAGACAUUGCAAGCCAUAGCUUCCUCUACGGGGUACCCCAAGCCGGACGGCGUGACCCAGAGGAUUCCCAGAGGGGGAAGAGGCGUUCCGGCGGCGGCAGAAACCAGUUGGGGAUCUGGAGGAAGCAUGCCGGAGACUGUGGCCCAGCGGUUAUCCAUCCUGGAAACUCAUUUAUCCAGGCUGUCGGAUACCGUGGGGAGAAUAGUGCCAAUAUUGGAAGAGAAUCUCCAAAAAGAGCACAUCCGAUAUGGCGCCGAGAGAGAGCCAAGCAAAGGAGGCGAUUGGAGCCAGAGGGGACAGCGAGCUUCAACGCAGAGUCCCGCGGCGGCAAGGGACGAGGGAGACGAGGAAUAUUGGCAAGAGCUGGAGUUCCGGGACAGAAUGGCGCGCGAAGUGGAGCGCCAGCAAGCUCUGGGAACUCUGAGGCCGCCAACCCCAACAGAGCUCCCAACCCCCCGAAUGGGCGUCGGAGUAGAAAGACCACUGGGGCCAGGGAUCGGGUCCAGUGGAUUAGCUGACGAAGGCGGAGAGGAGCAGGAGAUCCAGGAAGAGGAGGAGGAUGUGCCGUACGACGGGGAAAGGCGAGAUGCGGGGGCUACAGCGAGGCCAGUAUGCGGAUGGGGGGAAGGGCCGACAGCGGCGGCAGGAUUUCGGGAGCCGCGCAGAAUGACCACCGGGGUGGGGCGCGGCGUGAUCCAAGGAAACCCGAUGCAACCCUUCCCCAUGCCUCCCAGACAGCAUCAACGGGCCGCUGAAUGGAUGCCAAGAAGGGAAGAUCUCAAGCUAGAAUACGGAGGGGAAUCAGCCGAACUGAACUUUUUUCUAAUUAGCAUCAGGGGAUACAUGGAAGACAAUGCACACACAUUCCCCUCCGAAGCAAGCAGGGUUCGGGCCAUCGGCAACACACUAAAGAGAGGAGCGGCCAGCUGGUAUGUGCAACUACAUGCCAGACAGGACCCAUGCCUGAGGUCAGUGCCCCGCUUCCUCGCCGCACUGGAAAACCGGUUCAGAGACCGGCUAGAGCAAUUGAGAACUCGAGACCAGCUUAGAGGAAUAAAGCAGAGGGACAAAACGGUGCCCGAGUACGCAGAAGAAUUCCUCCACCUCGCGGAAAGGGUACCAGAGUGGUCUGAAGUGACCAAAGUGGAAUUAUUUAAAGAGGGACUACGCCCCGAGAUUUUCAGCUGGGCAGCGCACAGAGAUGACCCCGAAACGCUCCAGGGAUGGAUUCAACUAGCGGGGCGCGUUGAAUCCACCCUGGCCCAAGUAAAGCGCUUCAGGAGCAGCGGCGGCCAGCAAAGACCGGUGGCGAGAGGUCGAGGAGAAACGAGGAAGCAGGAAAGACCCGGAGGGAGGCCGGGGAUUCCCUCCAGAGGAGACGACAACAAACCUAAACCGGGAUGCUUUGUAUGUGGGAAGACGGGCCAUCGAGCAGCAGAAUGCUGGGCACGGAAGGGGGAGCCGCCAAAACCCUCAAAGCCCAAGCCAGCAACCGGGAGGCGUGCGGAGGAGGAGGUGCAAGCCCCAGAAUCUCCAGAAAAAUUGGCUUGUGAUGAAAGAAGAACCGAAGAGGAGGACGAAGAAAAGGAGGGCACCAUGUCAUGGAACCCAGUUACAGGGCUUUGGUAAUUCAGCCCUGUAACUGGGAGUCAUAACAUAAACAAUCCCAGGAGCACCUGGCAGAAGAAGAUAGAAUAUGCCUGGGAACUUGGGGCCGAAAGUAUAAACAAUUAUAAUUGGUCUAGUGUGUGAAAAUGGUAGUAAUGUGAUAUUGGGGGUGGGACUUGAUGAUGAUAUUUACGUGUGGUGUUACGUAGCAUCAAAAGUUAUAAAAAUAGUUGUAUGUAAACAUUGGGUCAUUCCUGACUUUUCCAAAGUCAUGUGUUCUUCAAUAAAGAUUGGAUUUGAGAGCAGC